GGUGGCGGCGGUUGGCGCGACUCGGGAAGCGGCUGCACGUGCGGGCGGGGGCGAUGCGUCACUGACCGGAGGAACGAGGAUGAAUAUGACUCAAGCCCGAGUUGUGGUGGCUGCCGUGGUGGGGCUGGUGGUUGUCCUCCUCUAUGCCUCCAUCCACAAGAUCGAGGAAGGACACCUGGCCGUGUACUACAGGGGAGGAGCUUUACUAACUAGCCCCAGUGGACCAGGCUAUCAUAUCAUGUUGCCUUUCAUUACUACGUUCAGAUCUGUGCAGACUACCCUACAAACUGAUGAAGUUAAAAAUGUGCCUUGUGGAACAAGUGGUGGGGUCAUGAUCUAUAUUGACCGGAUAGAAGUGGUGAAUAUGUUGGCUCCUUAUGCAGUAUUUGAUAUCGUGAGAAACUAUACUGCAGAUUAUGACAAGACCUUAAUCUUCAAUAAAAUCCACCAUGAGCUGAACCAGUUUUGUAGUGCCCACACACUUCAAGAAGUUUACAUUGAAUUGUUUGAUCAAAUAGAUGAAAACUUGAAGCAAGCACUACAAAAAGAUUUGAACAUCAUGGCCCCUGGUCUCACCAUACAGGCUGUGCGUGUCACAAAGCCCAAAAUCCCAGAAGCCAUAAGAAGAAAUUUUGAGUUAAUGGAAGCUGAGAAGACAAAACUUCUUAUAGCUGCACAAAAACAAAAGGUUGUGGAGAAAGAAGCUGAGACAGAGAGGAAAAAGGCUGUUAUAGAAGCAGAGAAGAUUGCACAAGUGGCAAAAAUUCGCUUUCAGCAGAAGGUGAUGGAGAAAGAAACUGAAAAGCGCAUUUCAGAAAUUGAAGACGCUGCAUUCCUGGCCCGUGAGAAGGCAAAAGCAGAUGCUGAGUAUUAUGCUGCACACAAAUACGCCACCUCAAACAAGCACAAAUUGACCCCUGAGUAUCUGGAGCUCAAAAAGUACCAGGCCAUUGCUUCUAACAGUAAGAUCUACUUUGGCAGCAACAUCCCUAACAUGUUCGUGGACUCCUCUUGUGCGUUGAAAUAUUCAGGUGUUAGGACUGGAGGAGAAAGCUCCCUCCCCCAUGAGGAGGCUUCGGAACCCUCUGGAGAGAGUGCAAUCCAAAACAAGGAGAGCACAGGUUGAUGCAAGAGGUGGAAAUAUUCCUUCAUAAUGAAAUGUGGCUUGGGGCUAACUGGGAAUAGUGGUUUUAUGGUCUCCUCAGAUUUACAGAGAAUUUGUGCUGUCUGUCCUGGCUCUCUUGUGAUAGUCCUAGUUUGUCAGCUGAUUGCAGGAUAGAACAGGCUGUCUGACAGCCACCAUUUUAUCAAGUAUCCUGUAUGUGUAUGUAUUCCUUUCUAAACUGGUACUCAUGAGUGAGAGAAUGUCUAAUGCUAAGAUACUGCCUGCACUGGAAUGUUAAACACUAAAUAUAUAACAAGCUGUGUUUUUCUAAGCUGAGGUCUAUUGAAUAAUGUUUAAUAAUGUUUACAUUGGUUUCCGGGGAUGUGUGUGCUCAAGCCAUUCAAGAGAUAGGAGAAGACUAUCAAGACAUGGUAAGUUAAAAAAGACUGAUUACAUCUGGGACCCAGACUCUCUUUGGGGUCCAGUCCUAGUGUUCCUCAAUGUGAUUAACAUCCAGACUGCUGAGGUUCCCCAGAAAAUGAUCUUCCACUUGAGCAGUCAUUUACUUGUUACAAUUUGAACCUUUCUGCUUUCCUACAGACAGGUUGGUGGCCUACAGGGACAUGCGCUUUGCCACCCAACUAGAAGUUCCUAAUCAUUAGUUUAUUGAAUUGAUAGACGGAGAUAAAGAGAGCUUGGUUUAAAGUUUUGAAGGAGAUGAAACUUUGAACCAAAGCUCUAGGCCCUGCAUUUCCCCCCUCUCCCCGCAGUCCUUUGGGUGAUGACUGCCGGCAUCACUGCCUCUGCUCAUGUGUGACUAAGGUGCCUGGUUUUUUUAGCCACAGACAAUUCUUUAUAUGUCACCUCUCAGCUCUGGCUGGCCAAGAAUGUGAGAGGGCUUCUACCGCACAUAGGAGUACAUAUAAUUCCUAGUUAACUGCACAGUAUUAUGCCAUUAAUUGCAGGAAGUUUUCAUUUUUAAAACUGGAUUUGGGGUAUAUUCAUUUGCCCUAGCACUUCUGUCCAAGGCCAACUCCUAGGGCUGCCAUGGUUACUAGCACACUGAUUCUCCUUAACAUUGUUCAGCGUGUGGAACACUUUUAGAAAGCAUCUUUGGUAAUCUUUUUCUCCUUCCUCCUGACCCUGGGAUGCUGAAAUCAAAGAUGAUUUGGUUUCACCUUAUCUUUGAGAUCUAAAGUCCACUGACUUCCUGGGCAGCCAGAGAAUUUACUUUUUGUGAGAAGAUAACAGAGUUAACCUGUGGCUAUGCUAGAUCUACUUCAUCUGGAUCUGUUUUUGGUUUUUGCUUUUUGCUUUUUCCUUUAGAUUAACUUUCGUGAACAUUAUGCUGCAGUUAGGCCUGAGUUUGUAUAGCUUGUUGAUCUGUUGUGUAUACUGUUUUGAGGCCAGACAGAGGAGAAGUCAUGGGACCAUUUCCAGAAAUCUCUCAGCUGUCAGUCUCACCACAGUUGAUGAGUUGUGCCAAACACUUUAUUUGGGAAGGGAGAACCCGGAUUUGAAUGGGUCUUUUUUUCCUGGGCCUUAUACUACAAAGGCAUUUGUAAUAUGAAGAAAAUUGGGUUUGGGUUAUUUAAUUACAUAAAUUCUCUUCAUGAAUGAAUUUUGUGUUCUUUGGCCCUCUUUUAAAAAACUUUUGAAUCAUAAAAAUAACCUCUUGUCAUUAUUGUUGCUGCAGAUAAAUAAUGAUUAUUGUGGGAAAUCUGGAUCAUUGAGCAUUGUAUUUUCAUUCCUAGAGAGAUUUCCUGUUCCUGUAAGUGAAAUGCUGUUGGCCCAAAGUGAUGGUGUGGGUUUUCUUACCAGCCACAAGCCCUGGUGGCAGGGUUGAGGAACAGGGAAGUGCAUUGUGAAGUAUAAAAAAAAAGCACUUCCACUUAAACUCCCUGUGGAGUGAGCUUCCCUCUGCCCACUCAGUGAGUUGUGUAGCCAUCCUUCAGGGAUGUUCCUUUUGGUAAAUAUACACUGUAAUCGAGGUUUAAAUUUAUAUGUGAAAUGCUACCUUUUUUAAAAUAAGAAAUGAAAUAAAAUUAUUUUACUAUCA
This is a messenger RNA of Dipodomys ordii (Ord's kangaroo rat), 3164 nucleotides long. RefSeq names its product ER lipid raft associated 1 (gene Erlin1). The record is from RefSeq and is a predicted model, not a curated record. The coding region runs from base 80 to 1126 and encodes 348 amino acids. Gene Ontology annotation, biological process: SREBP signaling pathway. The transcript has 12 exons. Gene Ontology annotation, cellular component: endoplasmic reticulum; endoplasmic reticulum membrane. Gene Ontology annotation, molecular function: cholesterol binding; ubiquitin protein ligase binding. Lineage: Eukaryota; Metazoa; Chordata; Mammalia; Rodentia; Heteromyidae.